Molecule: messenger RNA, 1779 nt
Organism: Macroventuria anomochaeta
Lineage: Eukaryota; Fungi; Ascomycota; Dothideomycetes; Pleosporales; Didymellaceae
Product: MFS general substrate transporter
Exons: 3
Coding region: 1-1779 (592 amino acids)
Biological process (GO): transmembrane transport
Molecular function (GO): transmembrane transporter activity
Source: RefSeq, a predicted model, not a curated record
AUGGGCUUCCUUACGGCCCUAACGCUCGCGAAGAGCAAGACCAAGGAGGAAGUCACGCCUAUCGAUCCUGUCACCAAUGUUGCUGUCGAUGCGGAGAAGAGCGCUGAGUCUUCCACUCCUUCGGAGAAGGCCAACGAUGAUGCUACAUUCACUGCCAAUGCACAGGCAGGUGUCAAGAGGGUCGAGGCAGCUACAACUGUCUGGACGAAGUGGCAUCUUGUCGGUGCUUAUGUGAUCAUCUGGUGGAUCUACUUCGUGACUGCAUUGCAGGAGGUCGUCGUUCGCGCCCUGAACCCUUAUGUUGUCAGUGCCUUCAGACUUCAUUCACUUACUGCUGCUACCGGUAUUGUCUCCGCGAUAGUUGGUGGUCUCUUCAAGAUCCCACUUGCGAAGUUGCUCGACACAUGGGGCCGUCCUCAAGGUCUCCUGGUCUCGCUCUUUCUGUGGAUCGUAGGAUAUAUCAUGAUGGCUGGCUGCAAAAACGUUGAGACAUACGCAGCUGCACAGGUUUUCUCAUCUACUGGAUCUCAGGCCGUGUCGUACAUCCUCACCGUCUUCAUCGCCGAUACCAGCAGCCUAAGAAACCGUGCUCUCAUGCUCUCGUUCGCGACUUCACCUUAUAUCAUCACAACCUGGAUCGGAGGACCUGUUGCGCAAUCCGUCUUGCACGGCCCAGGUUGGCGAUGGGGUUUCGGGAUCUUCGCUAUCGUAAUCCCUGUUAUCGUAGUUCCUCUCGCCGUUCUUGUGCUUUAUAACGAUCGCAAGGCUAAGAAGAUGGGUUUGCUCGAUGAGACCAAGGUCAAAUGGACAGCAGCCAACAUCAAGAAGUUCUGCGUGGACAUCGAUCUGAUCGGCAUCUUAAUCCUGACGGCUGGUAUGGCUCUAUUCCUGCUGCCUUUCAGCUUGUGGUCCUACCAAGGCGAGCAGUGGAAGUCGCCUAUGAUCAUUUGCAUGAUCGUCUUUGGAUUUAUCCUUCUGAUCGCUUUUCCCAUCUGGGAAAAGUUCUUCGCCCCGGUUACAUUCAUCCCAUACGAGCUGCUCCUGGACCGCACUGUCUUCCUGGCUGGAUGCAUGUUUGUCUUCGUCUACUUCAACAGCUCGGUUUGGGGCUCCUACUUCUCCUCCAUGCUGCAAGUCGUCUGGAAUCUUAGUGUCACCGAGGCCUCAUACGUGACCCAGGUCUUCCGUGUCGUCCAAUGCGGAUGGUGCUUCUUCAUCCUUGGGCCUCUCAUCCGCUAUACUGGACGCUUUAAGUGGACCAUCGCGUACUUUGCGCUGCCUCUCGAUAUUCUCGCGAUCGGCCUCAUGAUCCAUUACCGCCAGCCGGGUACCAGCAUCGGCUACAUCGUUAUGACACAGAUCUUCACGGCCGUAGCUGGAGGAACCAUUGUCAUCGGUGGUGAGCUCGCGAUGAUGGCACCCUCCGAUCACCAGCAUAUCGCUGUCAUUCUUGCCAUCCUCAACCUCUUCUGCUCCAUCGGUAGUGCAGUCGGUUCGACCGUUAGCGCGGCGAUAUGGACUGCGACCUUCCGCGAGAAUCUUCACAAGCACGUUCCGGAGGGUGUCAAUAUCAACGAUAUCUACGCUGCUUUGCCUAAGCAAUUGUCGUAUAAGUGGGGCUCUCCUGAGCGCAUGGGUAUUGCGAGGGCUUAUGGUGACUCGCAAAGGCUUAUGCUGAUCACCAGUAUUUGCAUGCUGUCGCUGGCUCUCAUCUGCGCUGUGUUCAUUCGCGAUAUCAACAUCAAGCACAACAAGCAGGUCAUUGGUCGCGUUGCCUAG